UUCAUUUUUUUUCUAGUGGGAUUGGAGCUGCCAGUGUUCAGAUGUAUUUUGAUCUCUUGACUCUACUAUAUGCUGUUGAACGGCAGUCACAAAAACAGUGUGGUCCACAGAUGGGAUGUGUUCAAUCCCUGAGAGAAUGCCAAUGUGUAGUCUUUCAAGCAGCUUUAGACUUUGUUUACAUUUACACCAAUGUUCUGUCUGAUCAUGCAUCUGAUGAAAAAGCAGUAAAUAAAACUGGAAGUGGAGCAGCUGAAACAUUUUUUAAUUUAAUGACCAUUUUACCGGAAAGUUUGAACCCUUAUUCCAUACGAACACCGGGUCAGAUAGACUUUCCUGUACCAGUUUUACCAUCAUUGUCCCUGAGCGUCCAGGAUACUAAUUGCUCUAAAAUGUCGUUUACGGAUAACAGGCGGUUUUCUUUAGGUGGUGCAUCUCCUCCAAGUAAACGAAAAUCUACAACAGGGAAGGAGCUCAGUGUUACAGAAGUUGUUGACCGUUUUCGUAGGAUAUUGGUCAGAGCAUCAGAUUUUGUGAUUUAUAGAGAUGCAGACAUAGCUUUGUCUCCAAAAGAAAAGUCAUUUACAAGAGGACUGUUGCAGUGUACCAUUCAAGGGGUUGUUACUGUUCUG
This is a messenger RNA of Limulus polyphemus (Atlantic horseshoe crab), 629 nucleotides long. RefSeq lists its product as uncharacterized. The annotation marks the transcript as partial. The record is from RefSeq and is a predicted model, not a curated record. The transcript has 4 exons. NCBI's taxonomy places the organism in Eukaryota, Metazoa, Arthropoda, Merostomata, Xiphosura, Limulidae.